This is a messenger RNA of Megachile rotundata (alfalfa leafcutting bee), 6744 nucleotides long. RefSeq names its product msps cytoskeleton-associated protein 5 (gene msps). Gene Ontology annotation, biological process: spindle organization; microtubule polymerization; establishment or maintenance of microtubule cytoskeleton polarity. Gene Ontology annotation, molecular function: microtubule plus end polymerase activity; microtubule plus-end binding. NCBI's taxonomy places the organism in Eukaryota, Metazoa, Arthropoda, Insecta, Hymenoptera, Megachilidae. The record is from RefSeq and is a predicted model, not a curated record.
UCGAAAGAUCAGUUGUCUUUUUGUUUGCGUUGAGUCUUGAAGGUUGCUAGAAUUUAUAUUUGAAAAUUAAAUGUAAAAGAUUUAACGACCGCUGAAAGAUCAUUGUAGGCCUUACAGUCAAAUUACGUGAAUAAUUCUAAUGAAUUAAAUUGGCAAUUUUUCCAAGAAGGUUGACUAUCGUGUCAAAAGAUAUUCUGAUAUACCCUCGUUUUGUAAGUUAUCUAAAUCAGACCUGUCCAAACCAGAGUCCUGAGGGCCCCGAAAUUCCUUGGAAUUUGAGUGAGGUCCCUGAAGCCCUAGGAGACAGAGGUUCUAUCGAAUUUAAACAGUGACAAAAGACAUAAACUUUUUACUGGAAAGCUCAGAGGAAGCUAUUUCAUAUUCGCUUUCUCCUUGUUUAUAUGUCGUGACCAUUCAACACAUUUGACAUUUUCAUUUUUAAAGAAAAGAAAAAUGAAGACAGUGAAAAGAUUAGGAGUAUAUCAAGAGUAGUUAUAUUUGUAGGUUUUAAAACAUGGAACAAGACACAGAAUACGUUAAGCUACCAUUAGAAGAACGAUGUGUGCAUAAGCUAUGGAGGGCACGAUUACAUGGUUAUAAAGAAUGCGUGAACACAUUUCAAUGUAUUGACGAUGAAAAAUCUCCUGAAUGGAACAAAUUUUUGGGAUUCAUUAAAAAGUUUGUAUUAGAUAGUAAUGCUGUUGCACAAGAAAAAGGUUUGGAAGCAGCAUUAGCUUUUGUUGAAAAUGCUGCUGUAGCAGGAAAGACUGUUGGUGAAGUUAUGAAUGGAAUAGUCACAAAAUGUAUUGCAGCGCCUAAAGCUAAAACAAAAGAGUUAGCAGUACAGAUAACGUUAAUGUACAUAGAAAUUGAAAAACAUGAAAUCGUUCAAGAAGAAUUAUUGAAAGGAACAGAAGCAAAAAAUCCAAAAAUUGUUGCUGCGUGCAUUUCAACUUUAACAUUGGCUUUAAGGCAAUUUGGACCAAAAGUAAUCAACAUAAAACCUUUAUUAAAAAAGAUUCCUGGUUUUCUUGAAGACAGAGAUAAAAUUGUUAGAGAUGAGGGCAAAUUUAUGGUUGUUGAAAUUUACAGGUGGAUAGGUGCUCCUUUGAAACAACAGUUGAAUACAUUAAAACCUGUACAAAUUACAGAACUGGAAGCGGAGUUUAAUAAUUUAAAACAAGAAAAAGUUGUACCAACCCGAUUUUUAAAAUCUCAAAAACCAAAAUCAACAUGCAUUGUAGAUUCUACAAGUGAUACUGGUGAAGAAGGAAAAGACGAUGGUGAUACAGGUUCUAUUCCUGAUAUUGAUCCCUAUGAAUUGUUAGAACCUGUUGAUAUACUUUCUAAACUACCGAAAGAUUUUUAUGAAAAAAUUGAAGCUAAAAAGUGGCAAGAACGAAAGGAAGCUUUAGAAGCAUUAGAAGUUCUUGUAAAAAAUCCUAAAUUAGAAAAUGGUGAUUAUGGAGACGUAGUAAGAGCUUUAAAAAAGAUCAUCUCUAAAGAUACAAAUGUAUUAGUCGUUACACUCGCGGGAAAAUGUCUAGCAGGACUAGCAACUGGUCUCAAAAAACGAUUUCAACCUUAUGCAACAGCAUGCCUUUCAUCAAUUUUGGAGAAGUUUCGAGAAAAGAAACAAACUGUUGUUCAAGCACUUAGAGAAGCUGCAGAUGCAAUUUUCCUCAGUGUUUCUAUUGAUGUUAUAUUAGAAGAUACACUUGCUGCAUUAGAAAACAAAAAUCCUGCAGUGAAAGCAGAAACAGCGGCGUAUUUAGCAAGAUGUUUUUCUCGAACACCACCACCAAGCUUAAAUAAAAAAUUAUUAAAAGCUUAUACUACUAUACUUCUGAAAACUUUAAAUGAACCAGAUCCAACUGUUCGAGACAGUUCUGCAGAGGCUCUUGGUACAGCAAUGAAGUUAAUUGGAGAAAAAUCUAUGAUGCCGUUCCUUACAGAUCUAGAUAACUUAAAAAUGACAAAAAUAAAAGAAUGCGCUGAAAAGGCUGUAAUACAUAUUAAAGUACCUAGUGUUUCAAAAGUAGUUGCGGAAAGACCAAAUACUGCUCCAUGCAAAAUUGAAACAACAGUAAAAUCUAAAGAAGCAGAAGUUAAAGUUUCAAAAAGACCUAAUACUAGUACUACUAAGAAAGCUGCAUAUAAAAAGCCAUCUUCGUCAUCUUUAACCAAUUUGGCUGCUUCAAAAAAAUCAUCUGCGACAAAACUUCAAGUAGAAAAGAAUUAUAGUAUUGAAGAAAUAGAUGAAAUGGCUAUGCAAUUAUUACCAGGUGACAUCCUAUCAGGUCUCGUUGAUAGUAACUGGAAGACACGUUUAGCUGUAGUUGAACAACUUUUAGAGUUUGUAAAGCAAAGUAAUCCAACAGAAGUACCUACUCAAGUUAUAGUGCGAACUCUAGCAAAAAAACCAGGAUUCAAAGAUACAAAUUUUCAAGUUCUCAAAUUACGACUAGAAAUAGUAAAAUAUUUGGCAGAAAACUUUCCAUUUUCAACUACUGUUUGUGAAUACUGCAUCAUGGACAUAACUGAAAAAUUAGGAGAUGCAAAAAAUAGUACCGUUGCCGGUGAUACUUUGUUAGCAAUAGCAGAAGCAACGAGCUUUGAGUAUGUGGCAGAUGAAAUAGUAGCAUUUGCCUUUAAUCAAAAGAAUCCUAAAGUUCAACAAGAAACAUUAACCUUGCUGUGCAGGGGACUUAUUGAAUUUGGUUGCGUUAUUAAUGUUAAAUCUUUAAUGGAUAAUAUUAAGAAAGCAGUUGCGGUAACAAAUCCUGGAGUUCGUACUUCAGCUAUUACAUUGUUAGGUACAUUAUAUUUAUUUAUGGGUAAACCAUUGCUUACAUUCUUCGAAAAUGAAAAACCUGCUUUACGUCAGCAAAUCGAACAAGAAUGUGAAAAGCAUAACGGCGAAUCUUUACCAGUACCAAUCCGUGGACUAAAAAAUAAAAAGGAUAAAACAAGUGAUGAUGACAACGAUGUGGAAAUGGACAAAAAAUCCAGUAGCAACAGUGAAAUUGAUAUUACUAAUCUCAUUCCACGCGUUGAUAUUAGUAAUCAAAUUACUGAAAGUCUACUUAAUGAAUUGGCAGAUAAAAAUUGGAAGGUACGAAAUGAAGGUUUACAAAAAAUAAGCACGAUUAUUUCCGACGCAAAAUUUAUAAAAGGUUCUAUUGGUGAUUUACCGCAAAGUUUAGCAUUACGAUUGGUUGACAGUAACAGUAAAAUAGCUCAGUCGACUUUGGGCAUCUGUCAGGCAUUAGCUUUAGCGAUGGGGCCAUCGGCAAAACAACACAUUCGAGUUCUUUUCCCUGGUUUCAUACAGUGUUUGGGUGAUAGUAAAAACUGGAUUAGAACAGCAGCAAUAUCAUGCAUAAAUACCUGGGGAGAUCAAUGUGGUUAUAAAGAAUUUUUUGAUGGAGAAAUGAUAGGAGAUGUAUUAAAAUCUGGGUCACCGAUACUUAGAGCAGAGGUUUGGAAUUGGUUAGCACAAAAGUUGCCGUUGAUUCCUGUGAAACAAGUUCCAAAAGAAGAACUUCUUGUAUGUCUUCCACAUUUGUACAGUAAUUUAGAGGAUCGUAAUUCUGAUGUUCGGAAAUUCGCUCAAGAAGCAGUUUUAGGAUUUAUGAUUCAUCUUUCCUAUGAAAUGAUGGCUAGAAACACAGAAAAGUUAAAGCCUGGUUCAAGAACAGUAGUCCUUACUGCAUUAGAUAAGUCUCUUCCGAACUUGCCUCAAAAACCUUUACCAUCAAAGCCGGCACCUGAAGAAAGCAGUCAAAAAGUUGUUAAGAGUGGCGGAGCUAUGAAAGCUUCAAAAGCAGUAGUAAAACCUAAACAAAAUCAAUCAGCUUCGAAACCAGGGAGUGCACGUAAGAAGGAUGACGAUGUGGAUACAAGUCCUCUUUUAGCUAUUAAUAAUCUUAAACAUCAAAGAGCGAUUAAUGAACAGAAAUUAAAGGUAUUAAAAUGGAAUUUCACAACACCUAGAGAAGAAUUUGUUGAACUGUUAAAGGAACUUAUGACUGCUGCAAAUGUGAAUAAAACUUUAUUGGCGAAUAUGUUUCAUUCAGAUUUCCGAUACCACCUAAAAGCCAUCGAGGCAUUAACCGAGGAUCUGCCUGAUAAUAGUAAAGCAUUGGUAUCUAAUUUGGAUCUUAUUCUUAAAUGGUUGACGUUACGAUUUUUCGAUACCAACCCUUCAGUAUUAUUAAAAGGUUUAGAAUACUUGCGAAUGGUAUUUAAUUUAUUAAUAGAAGAUCAAUAUCAUAUGUUGGAGAACGAAGCGGCAUCAUUUAUUCCGUAUUUAAUUAUUAAGAUUGGCGAUCCAAAAGAUGCAGUACGUAAUGGAGUUCGGUCAUUGUUUAAACAAAUAGCAUUGGUAUAUCCUGUAAGCAAAUUAUUUUCGUAUGUAAUGGAAGGUUUAAAGUCUAAAAAUGCUCGUCAGAGAACAGAAUGUCUGGAUCAGUUAGGUUCACUUAUUGAAAAUUACGGAUUAUCCGUUUGUCAACCUUCUGCUUCUGUGGCUUUAAAAGAAAUAGCAAAACAAAUAGCGGAUCGUGAUAAUUCUGUUCGAAAUGCUGCAUUAAAUUGCAUUGUUCAAGCAUAUUUUCUUCAAGGAGAACGAGUAUAUAAACUUAUUGGCCAGAUAUCCGAGAAAGAUCAAUCAUUACUAGAUGAACGUAUUAAAAGGGCUGCUAAAAAUCGACCAACAAAAUCAGCUUCUACGAAUAGGCUUACAGUUGCUUCAAAUCCAGCUUCUGCCGCUUCUAACGAAGACGUUAAAACCGAUUAUGAAGAAGAAAAUGAAGAAAUACUUGAACCGCAAUCUUCACCCCAACCUCAACUAAAUGAAUUGCCACAUAAUGAUUUGCCAACAAAUGUAAAACCAGAAAAAUCAUCUGAUGAAGCACAAAUGUCUCCUGAUACUGUUGGAAAUUCUUCAACAUCAACUCAACCUAAAGUAUCAGGUCCGUUUGGUUUGGACCUAGACUUUUUACGAAGAAUUGAAACAAAUGCACCAGUGAAAUACAGCAAUCCUGUUCUUUUGGAAAUUAAUAUAGAUGAUUUGCUCGAAUCACCGAAAGUAAAACCAUCUAACGUACCGGUGAUUCCUAUUUCUCCCCCAAAAUUAUUGGUCUCGAAAUCUGUAACAAUGUCUCAACAACAAAUGGCUGCAACUAACGCUAGUAAAGAAGACAGUCUUGAGCGUAAAAUUCUUGCGAUGGCUAGUUUGGAUUUGACCGUUGCAAUACAAUCAAUGAACAGUAUAGAUAAUCUUAUAAAGUCUCACCAAAUUCUGAGCUUGCAAUCUAAAGAAGAUAAAUUUAUUGGUUCGAUAAAUAUGCAACUAAAACUUUUGCAAACCUAUCCUUUGCAACAAGGAGGAGCAGAUAUAUCUAAAGGAUUCAGAAAUACGUUUAUGGUUUUAUUAGCGUUCUACGAUACCGGAAUUCUGGGGAAAAAUGUUCCAUUAAUACAUUUAAAGGAACUCGUCGAUCAAAUGAUAAGUUUGUUAGCAGAGGAAAAAUUCGAACAUUUACACCAAGCGGAAGCGUAUUAUCGUGUGGUUAAUAAUAUUGUCUGCAAAAUAAUAGACAAUUCAAAUCAUACUACUAUUAUUUGUGUCUUAAUAAAAUUACUUCAUGGAUGUGCUGAAUCUACUGCUCCUUCUAAAUACGAAGAAUUGGUGAUGAAAUGUUUAUGGAAAAUAGUAAAAACAAUUCCUAAUUGGGCUGCAGAUUUAGAUUAUGAUACCAUCCUCUUAGAAGUACACCGUUUCCUCAAAGAUUAUCCAAGUAUAUGGUGGAAGAAACGAAAAUCUGAUACACCAUUACGAACAAUUAAAACGGUUCUUCAUGGUAUGACCCGCGUAAAAGGCAGUACAAUACUCAGUCACCUAACUCGAAUAAAUAAUACUAAUGAAUCAGAACUACAUUCGUAUUUAAUAAGACUAAUCGCGACCUUUAAAGCAGAUGAAAUUAAUACCAACCCAAAAACAUCUACAAAACUUAGUAGCACUGGCAAAACUCAGGAACAUUUAUCGAAGUUCACACACCAGCAGUUGUCUGCAAUAUUUAAAAAGAUUGGAUCUAAAGAACAUACGCAAGAAGGUUUAAUGCAACUAUAUGAUUUUAAACUACAGUAUCCUGAAGCGGAUGUGCAACCUUUCUUAUUAAAAUCGCAUCAGUUUUUCCAAGAUUUUAUAGAACAAGGUUUAAGAGAUAUUGAUCAAGCACGAAAAAACCAAAAUCUUAUAUCACAAACUAAUAAUCAAUACUCAACAGAGACAGCUGAAUCUGCUGGAUCUGAAGACAAAGGUCUAAUGGAUCCCUUGAAUAGGCUCGACAAAUUUCGAGCAUCUGAAGCACAAUGUAGAACUACAACCAAUCAACCGAAUCCAACAUGAAUUCAUCUGUAUUAACAUUUAUUAGGAUUGCAGUGCUUAAAUAACUGGAUUAAAAAUUAAUAAUACAUAUAACAAAAUAUUAAGCAAAUAAUAUAUAGAUUAUGUAUAUUAAUCUCGUACCUAAUGUACGUAAAGUUAUGCUGUUCAGUACAACCUUAACUGUAGCAUUUAUGUUCAGUAGCAAUGUAUGCUCAUUGCAUAAAGUUUGUGUUACAAUACUUAACGUAAUUAUGAACGUGUAUACUACUUAUAUUUAUUGAUAUUUGAAAACGGGAAUUAAAUUAUAAGACAUUAGUAUUAUGCUCUCUUUAGAGACUGAUUUUAUAGCA